AUGCCGGAGCCGGAUCCAGCUGCGAGCGUGAGCGGGAGCGGGAGUGGGAGUGCUGUGGUGUACGAGUCGUCGUCGUCCUCGUGCUCCCUACUGCAGGAGUCGGUGACUGUGGCGGUCGCGGCGUCGCCCCCGUUGCUGGACCUGAGCCUGGCGCUGUCGUCUUCGACGGCCGCGCAGCCAUACCAUAUGUUCAUGGACCCGACGGCGGCGGUCGUGACUUCGGCGCUACUGCAGUUCCUGCCGCCGAAGAGCGAGGAGCAGAGCUGCUCUGGACAGUCGUCGUCUGGUGUGUUCAACGCGGCGACGCCCGUGGGCCUAGGGCUGGACCUCAACCUGGCACUGCUGCAGGCCGAGAUGGUGAUGUGA
Miscanthus lutarioriparius is the source of this 366-nucleotide messenger RNA. The record is from the annotation of a GenBank genome assembly. NCBI's taxonomy places the organism in Eukaryota, Viridiplantae, Streptophyta, Magnoliopsida, Poales, Poaceae.